Messenger RNA from Pedinophyceae sp. YPF-701, 1218 nucleotides. NCBI's taxonomy places the organism in Eukaryota, Viridiplantae, Chlorophyta, Pedinophyceae. The record is from the annotation of a GenBank genome assembly.
AUGCAGGCCCGCACGGCCACGGAGCAGCAGGACGCGACCGCGCAGCAGUCCGCGCAGGCCGGCAUCCCCGGCGUGGCGGCCCCCACGCCCACCCCGGAGCCCGGCGCCAAGCCCGCGAGGCCGGGGGGCGCGCUGCCGGCCUUCUACGCCGCGGCGGACCCGCAGGCCCAGAACGAGAUGUGGCAGCGCAUGACCAACGACCCGAUGUUCAUGAUCAAGCAGCAGGAGCAGGCAGCGCGCGCGGCACUGCGCAGCAACCCGGUGGUCAUGGACCGGCUGAAGCAGGAGGUCGCGCAACUGAGGGGGCCCGGGGACGCGCGGAAGGAGAAGAAGGCGAAGAAGGAGAAGAAGGAGAAGAAGGAGAAGAAGGAGAAGAAGGAGCGGCGGGACCGCGACGAGGACCGCUCGCGCAGCCACCGCCGCGACCGGGAGCGGUCCCGCGAGCGCGACAGCCGGCACGACCGGCACGGGGAGCGGCGCAGGGAGCGCAGCGGCGAGCGGGGGAGGGACCGCGAGCACGACCGGCGGCGCGACCGCCACGAGCCCCGGGACGGCGAGCGCGCGCGGGAGCCGCGCCACGGGCACCGGGAAGAGCGCCGGCGGUCGCGCUCGCCGCGGUCGCGGAGCCCCGUGCGGCCGCAGGGCCACCAGGACGCGGCGGCGGCGCACCAGGCCGCGCACCUGAAGUACGGGCUGAACAUGAGUCAGGCGGCGCCCACUGGGGUGAGGACGGGCGAGGGGGCGGAGGCGACGCGGGAACGCCUGCGCCGGGCCGCGGAGGAGAAGGAGCGGGAGGGUGAGCCACGCGCCACGUCCGCCCCCGCAUCCGCGCCGCGUGGACGUGCCCGACCUGUGCUCAAACACCUCCCCCCCCUCCCUGUUGCAGCGCGGGAAGCCAAGGCCGCGGCGUACCGGCCGCGGCAGCGGCAUGCGGUGGGGCGUAUCGACGACGAGGAGCGGGCGCGGAGGCUCGCGGAGAUGGCGGGGAACGCGGACGACCAGUCGCGGCAGCGCGCGGCGCGGUUGGAGCGGGUGCGCGGGCAGGAGGAGGCGGAGGAGGAGGAGCUGCGGCGGCGGGGCGAGGAGGGCGACAGGGCGGGGGCGCUGGCGCGGAUGGAGGCGGAGGUGUACGCCGGGGGGGGGGGGACUGUGGAGGAGCGGGUGCGCAGUCGGGGGCACUUCCGGCAAAGGGGCGACGACGGGUUCCGGCGACGAUGA